AGCAAACCAACAUCAUAGUGCAUUCCAUUUCCGUCAUCUUGCCCCAGCCGACUACUUGCCCUUCGCGUUUAGCAUUUGCCUGGUAUCAUCGCUACCCCGCGCAGUAAUCUCUGACCCAACUGACGUCCGAGACGACGCUUAUCGCGCCGGAAGUCCGCAAAGAUGCCUCUACCACCGGAGACACAGCAUCUGCUAUCGUCGCACGACUUCGACUCCUCCGUGGAUGAAGUCCCUCGCGAACCGCAUUACACGCGCGCCGACCUCCUCUCGCUCAGCAAAAGCCAGCUCAUAGCCACCUUCCUGGACCUCCAAGGCCGCGCCGACCAGUACCUCUCCCACAUCGAAUCCUCGCUGCGCGCCCAACAGUCCCAAGCCGAAGUCCUCACCUCCAUCGAGCUACACUUGGACAUCCCCCCUCAGCUCACUGAAUCACACCACCAACACGUCGCGCUCGACCACGCUCUAACCUGGAACGAGAUCUACGGCCCGGACAGCGCCCUCCUCCUGCAAACCAGCACUCUCCAAACCCAAGUCACCACCCGCCGCCUGACCUCCAUCCGCGACCACAUCCGCGAAAGCGGCGGCGGCGACAGUUUUUCCCCCUCCUCCCCUAACCCUUCCAACGGCUUAUCCCUCAGCCCCCCAACCCUCUGCAAACACGUGCUCUCCACCACCAUCACCCGCAUAGCCCCCGGUUUCUUCCUCGCCGGCUCUGACGACCCCGAGCAAAAGGAGAACAUGCUCUCGUUCAAGCAGAUCGCUUUGGGCAUGAGCAUCCGCGAGUUCAUCGAGUCCUUUGCCGAAGACCAAGGCCGCGCAGAAGAGGACGACAACGAGCUCUGGCGACGUAUGGAAACCCCCCUCUUGCGCGCUCUGGCAACUCCGGAAAUGAGCGAUGCGGCCUGGAACCGGAUGGGCUUUCUCGGUGCUUGGUUCCGUGCUCAGAGGUCGGGACACUUUGAGGCGGAGCGGAUGCGGUUUUUGAUGGAGAUGCAGAGAGAAGCCAGGGAGAAGAUGAAGAACGAGAGAGCGGUGCCAAUGGUUUGUGUGCAGUGUAGGGAGGAGAAGGUGCUGCCUGUGGGGAAUGAAGUUGCUGCGAGGCUGGUUCAGGCGGAGGGAAAGCUGUUGGAGUGGUGGAAGGGAGGGAGGGAGGAGGUGGAGAGGGUGGUGGAGGGGAUUGUGGAGAGGUUUAGGGAGGAGGAUCGGAAGGAGGCGAAGAGGGCUUAUGAGGAGUUUGCGAGGAGUAUGGGGGUUGUUACUGCUGCUACUGGUACUGGUACUGGUACUGGUACUGGUACUGUUACUGGUGAUGCGGAGGCUGUGGAGGCUGAUGAGGCAAGACCGGCUGGACCGGCGGGAACGGGAUACCCGGUGCCGAUGCCGCCUGAUGAUUUGGGUCAUGCGGGAAGGUAUGAACCUGAGUUUCGGCCGAAGGAAAUUAACAGCUUGGUGAGGCAGGUUCAUAUGAGCAACUUGUAGAGUGGAAGGGAGUAUGUGUUGGAGAUACGGCAACAGGGGACCAAUUGGGGCCCGGAAGCCAACAAUCAUGUCUUCCUGGGGAUAGAAGUGUAUUACCCUAUUUCGGGAAAGUUGUGUAGCAGUAUCGACGAUGGAAAGGUUUUGAGCUUAGGGGUCAGAUGUCCAUAUGGAAUCCGACCAUGUCCGAGACGGUGGUUGGUAGAGAGAUUGCUCUGUACAUUGCUCUCUGGUGUUGCAGCAUUACCCGUUAGCUAUCAUCAUGGCGGUCAUCAUGAUCUGGCUGGAGUUUGGGGUGAUAAAGCAGGACGGUUUCUGUUCGGGUAUCUCUGGCUGUUGCAUCUAGCACAUCAUCUGCAUACCUAGGUAUCAAUAGUUAGAACUGGUUGUCAAUCAUCA
Molecule: messenger RNA, 1875 nt
Organism: Neurospora tetraspora
Lineage: Eukaryota; Fungi; Ascomycota; Sordariomycetes; Sordariales; Sordariaceae
Exons: 1
Coding region: 163-1479 (438 amino acids)
Source: RefSeq, a predicted model, not a curated record